Eriocheir sinensis (Chinese mitten crab) is the source of this 3272-nucleotide messenger RNA. RefSeq names its product phenoloxidase-activating enzyme-like. Gene Ontology annotation, molecular function: serine-type endopeptidase activity. The record is from RefSeq and is a predicted model, not a curated record. Lineage: Eukaryota; Metazoa; Arthropoda; Malacostraca; Decapoda; Varunidae. Bases 35 to 1705 code for a protein of 556 amino acids. Gene Ontology annotation, biological process: proteolysis. The transcript is spliced from 9 exons.
GAACCUGCGAAGGCCAGUCAGCCCUGAGCGUGGCAUGUUCCUCCAGGUGGCUUACACAGUUCCUCUCCGCCUGGCAGCGCGCUCGUUCCUCGGCCUCUCUCCCGGCGGCAUGUGUGUCCCCAGUCGCCACCUGUCGCUGCGUCUGCACAGCACGGUGAUGGAGGCGGUGGUGGUGGUGAUGGUGGCGGCGUGGGCGUGUCUGCUACCCGUGCGCGCCCAGUCAACAGUUCCUUGGGAUUUCGUCCUUCGCCCCGAGCACCUGCUGGCGAGUGAUACCGCUGACCUGCUGCGCUCCGGCACCAGCCCCCCGGCCCCCUGCACCACGCCUGACGGGGUCAACGGUGUGUGUGGGAGCGUUUACACCUGCCAAACGUACGAGACGCUGCUCGGCCACCUGCAAGACCCCAAGGUGCUCGACUUCUUCCGGAGCCGUGUGUGCAAUGUCACUCCGAAAUUCGUCCACCUGUGCUGCCCCACCUCCACGACCCCCACCCCGGAGAGGCAGUCCUCGUCCAUAUUCUUCUUCGACACGACCCCAACCCCGGGAUCGCCCUCAGGAACCUUCUCGUCUGCUUCUCAGCGACCUAACGGGCGUCAACCAAGUGUGUCUCGACCGGGCGACAGUGAUGACGGAGCGCAAAGGAACCCCUUCCCCCGACAGCCCACGCCCCGCCCCGCACCCCAGCCCUCAGAGCGAACGCAAGCCUUCCCUCAGCCGUCAACAACCACAACGACCCCCGCCCCUGCCCCCUUCACCACCACGACCCCCCGCGCCCCCCAGGACAAUGAUCAGCCCCCAACGGAGCCCGCAGAACCCCCGAUUCUCCCUGCUGAAGGGGAGUGUGGAGCCAUGACUCAAGGAACGACGGGGAACAUUCCAUGGGCGGUGGGCGUCGGUGUGCUGGACCAGAGGAACUUUAAUGUCAACUGCACGGGGGCGCUGGUGAGCCGCUUGCACGUCAUCACCGCUGCCAACUGUGUGGAGCGCGCCCGUCCGACCCACGUGCGCCUGGGUGACCCUCAGAUGCGGGACAAGUCGCUGGAUGUGCCUCUCCUCACCUGGAUCACCCCAAACUUUGACCCCAGCACGCGCGAGAACGACCUGGCGCUGAUCACCUUGGCUACGCCCGUCUCCUUCACAGACAACAUCAAACCUGUGUGUCUGCCCUUCCGCUACCGCUUUGACGGGUUCCGCGGUCAGGAGCUUCACGUGGUGGGCUGGGGCGGUACAGCGACCCUGGAAACCGGGGCGGUGACUGUUCUUGGGUCCCAGGCAUGCCGCAACACCUACAAGGCUCCCUCCUUCAUCGCCAAUAACAAUGUGAUCCCCUUCUCCUCCUCCUCCGCCUUGUCCUCCGCGGCGGCCUCAUCUCGCGCCUCAAUCUCCGUGACUGUGGACAGGAGGAACCUCUGUGGCUCAGCUGCACCCACUGGAUCCUCCUCGACAUCCUGCCUCAGUCAAUACGGGGCGCCUCUCAUCUACCACGACGCGGACACAACGGGGCUGCACUACCUGGCUGGCGUGGCCUCCCUCGGCGACGGCUGCCAGGCGGGGCCGGGGCUGUACACGCGCCUCGGGGCCUUUCUUCCCUGGCUGUCGCGGCAGCUGAGUGGGGUUGAGGUACCGGCCGCCGCCUCCCCCCCUCCCAGGCGGAUACAGCCCGUGGGUCUCAACAGGGGCAAUGGGGCGCUCACCUUUGGGUAGGCGGCGCGGCGGGAAGAGUGGCACACACAUUGUCUUCACCUCACAGGUCAAGACAUGCAUCACAGGGUCAAGAUAUGGGGUCAGCUUGUUGAUCAUCUCUCUCUCUCUCUCUCUCUCUCUCUCUCUCUCUCUCUCUCUCUCUCUCUCUCUCUCUCUCUCUCUCUUACCGCUCCCAUUGCUUCACGCCCAUCAUGCCAAGUUCCAUCGUUUAUAACAAUAUGUCGUGUAAUGCGCUGACAAAAUAGUGACAGACAGAGUGCAGUGUGUUUGAGGUGCCAGGGAUGACUGAAGGUGUCAUCUCUCCCGCCUACAAGCCGAGGACCCUCAUGGUGCCCCAGCCCGCCACCCUGACGCUGGGAAAGGUCCGUUCCAGUGGCAAUACGUAGCCCGUGCCUCGUCACUAAGACAAGCACGAUGCACGCCCCCACCCCAAGGCUGUGCAGAAACCUCCCCAAGCAUCAUCUCCCAGAAGACCAGUAUAACCCUCCCCUUGCUUGUCUCCCCGGCCCAGGACGUAGCACACCACUAUAGUCUGUUCAGAGCAUGGUCGGUUCAAGGUGUGGCAGAUUCCGGUAUUCCCAUGAGUGCGGCGUUGCCAGUUCGACCGCCAAUUAUCAGAUUAGCACCGUCUCCCUACCUACCCACCCACAACCCACCUGUUUAUCUCUCUCUCUCCCUCUCUACCCGGGGGAGGGCCCUAAGGGGACACGCCGACCACCACCACCACCACCACCACCACCAAAACGUGGCAACAUGGGAAAAAAUCGUUGCCACAUGUCAUAGAAUUUAUACAAAUCGUUGUUAUAAUCCUAAACAUCGACACUCAUUGUGCUAUGUAGCUUCCUUUACUAUAUACAGAAUAUAUAAAACAUCACUUUCAAAUAGCACAUGGAUGGGAAAUAAGAGAGAGAGAGACGCAUGUACGAAGGUUGAUUUGGCAGCAUGGCGAGAGGUAAACGAUGAUACCAGCUCCACCCUGAACCGCCCUCAUGCUCUGAACAGACUAUACUUGGCCAGUAAACGCCUGAGUGACCAUCCCACGCCACGCCCCCUGCACCCAGCCAUCAGAUGUCCCUUGGCCCACGGACUGACCUGGAGAUGACCCGGGAUCAGCAACUCGCCGCCAGCUCCCUGCCUUGGCGCCACCACACUGCGCUCCACCCACCUCCACCCCCAUACCACCCUUAUCUCCACCCUGCCACAGAUGUGCUGGUCCCACUGGCCCUCGGCUCUCUUUAGUUUGUACGCGUUUAUUUAUAUACUUUUCUGUAAAUUAUAUCUAUAGUCUUCCAAAUAUGACGAAGCCGGUCUGACGUAGGCUCCCGUGGGUUCUUUCCUCCCCUCUGCUCUGCCACACAGGUCCCAACAUCUAUCCCUUCCUCUCGUAUGUAAGCUAUGAGAGGAAGGGAUAGGUGUUGGGAUUGUGUGGCAGAGCAGAGGGGAGGAAUGGACCCGCGGGAGCCGACGCCAAAACGGACUCCAAUUUGGUUUCACUAUAGCAAUCCGCAAUGCGUUAAUUUUCAGCCUAACGGAUGCAAGGGCGAAAUAAAUCAUCUAAUACUUACUA